CAAAGACAUUUACACACUGAACAAUCGACUACCCUGUCUUAACGACAUCCAUCAUGGCCUACGUCAGCACCCAUCCCGGGUCCAUGCCCGCAUAUGCCCUCUACCAUAACCCCCUUCACUCAACAACGGAGUCCCUGAAGAGGUCCAUCGUGGUAACCGAGGUUGGACUUCCCCUGGGCGAUGAUGCGGCGGCGAUCCCUAGGACUCUUCCCUCGGAGUCGGAGGCAGACGCCUUUUCCCACGAGCAGGGGCAUCAUAAGGCCGUUUUGACGGAGGCCGAGUGGAAGCUUGACGGUCACAGCAGCCACCAUCACGAGAAACAAAAAGACCAGGACCAGGGCAAGGACCACCUUACCCUCCUGACAUCCCUCAAUGAACAAACCACCUCCCUCCUUGCGAUCCUUGCAUCUUACUCCCACUUGGAGCUACAGAAUCCACAGAACGGAUCGGACGGGGAGGAUGAGACUUCGGUGCUGGAACAAGCGCUCGUUCUGGGACAGAUAGCUCCAGUGCUAGUUUCUUCGCUUCUGGAUUCUUCACUUCCCACACCUCCCACAGCGCCGGAAACGUCUGCAGCGUCUGCAGCGUCCGAUUUCGGGGUUGACUGUUCUUUGGCUGUUCCACCCCAGACCCGGGCUCAGGCCCAGCCUCAGGCUCAGGCUCAGACUCAGGCACAGGCUCAGGUGAUGGUGGCACUAGCGAACAUGGGAGUGGCGCUGGUCAAGCACCUCGAUCGGACGGGAGAUGGGAUGGAGUUGGAGGAGGCGAGGGGGGUUUAUCAACGAGGGAUCGAGAUGGGAAUGGGAAUGGGGAGGCGGUGGAAUGAAAGUGAGAUGAUGGAGAGAACGGUUGAUUUUGGGCAGAAAAGGGGGGAGGGAAUGGGGGGUGGUGUUGGUGAUGGUGAUGGGACUGAUGAUGGGGUGUUGGGGAUGCUAGAGCGGUUGGGAGCGCUGCUGGAUGAACGAGGAGGGAGAGCUCGGAAAGGUAGGUAG
Neurospora tetraspora is the source of this 992-nucleotide messenger RNA. RefSeq lists its product as uncharacterized. The coding region runs from base 54 to 992 and encodes 312 amino acids. Lineage: Eukaryota; Fungi; Ascomycota; Sordariomycetes; Sordariales; Sordariaceae. The record is from RefSeq and is a predicted model, not a curated record. The transcript has 2 exons.